Neodiprion fabricii is the source of this 4054-nucleotide messenger RNA. Its product is annotated as tetratricopeptide repeat protein 5-like. The transcript has 8 exons. The record is from RefSeq and is a predicted model, not a curated record. Gene Ontology annotation, molecular function: protein binding. The coding region runs from base 208 to 1563 and encodes 451 amino acids. Lineage: Eukaryota; Metazoa; Arthropoda; Insecta; Hymenoptera; Diprionidae.
CUGUUAGGAAUCGAUCUCGCUGACAGUUCCAUCCGUGUGGUACCAGUUUUGAUGUUAUCCAUAACCUCGAAUUCAUAUUAUUUGGUAGAUUUCAAGCAACAGGAAGUAAUCUAAUCUAAAACCGGUUCAAUGUUUCAUAUGCAUUGCUGAGUACAUUGAAGGACAUGGGUUGGCUAAUUUAUAUGAAUGAAUAAAUGAAAAUAAAUAAUGUCCGAAAUAAUCGAUGAAAAAGUCGUUGCGGGGGCGAAAAGUCCGGCUGCUGUCAAGGAAGAUCCCAUCGUCGUUUUGACAGAACGAGUACAAUCGCUUUACUUAUUCAGAGACCAUUACUUCGUUAACAACUCAAUCGAUCGUGCCGUUGAAAAGAGUGGCGAUGUUGAAAAAGAGAUGAAAAAUGCUCUGAGUAAGUUUGACGAUUAUAAAGGUUAUGAAAUCGACGGGGCUCGGGCCAAAUAUUACUACCUCAAAGGACGAUGUCUGAAUGUGGUAGAUCGCUUUAUGCCUCAGGCCGAAGAGUUAUUGAGUAAAGCGGUUAAACUGGAGCCAAAAUUGGUUGAAGCUUGGAAUGAGCUUGGCGAGUGCUACUGGAAAAAUGACGACAUUCAACAAGCUAAAAAUUGUUUCAUCGGCGCUCUACCUCACGGAAGAAAUAAAAUAUCGCUUCGCAAUUUGUCCAUGGUUCUAAGACAAGAACCUACCUCCAGUUACGAGCAGAGAAUAAACAACGUACAGCUAGGCUUGGAAUAUGCAAAAGAAGCCGUUAGCUUAGAUACUUCAGACGGUACUUCGUGGGCAAUUCUUGGAAAUGCACACCUCUCUUCGUUCUUUGCAAUCAAUCAAAAUCCAAAAACUCUCCGGCAAUGUAUGUCCGCUUAUUCGCAAGCCGAAAAAGAUAUUAUUGCGAGAAGCAACCCUGAUUUAUUUUACAACAAAGCAAUUGCUCUAAAGUACGAGGAGGAAUACAAACUAGCUUUGGAAGCAUUUAAUCAAUCAAUGCUGUUAGAUCCAAUUUGGGAAACUCCUCGUAUUAAGCAGCAACAACUUUUGAAGUAUCUCAAGGAUGUACAAGACUUGACUACCACCAAGGGCCGAUUAAAAGCCAAAAAACUUCAUCAGCUUGUGCAGGGUCUGGAUACGAAACAUUUGGGUCCAUACAAGGGUGGCUCCUAUACCUUAGGGGAUAAAUCAGUGAAACUGGAUUUAGUUUCGAUGAAAGAUCUGACGCCUGGUGUGAAUGUAGAAAAAGUCGUUUAUGGAAAAGUUGUUUGCUGGAUCCAAGAUCCAGACUGCGUACCUUUUACUUUUUGCUUGAUGGAUGCUGACAAAAGCUGUUAUUCUGUCACCGUAUAUAAUUUGGCAAGAGGGCGGGGCGUUACUGUUGCUGAUACGGUCGUUAUUCCAGAACCCUUUUUGACGCAUCACAAUUUCUCUUUCCUCGAAAACAAUUUUGAUUUUAAAUCAAUACGAGUCGAAACACCUAUCAUAUUAGUCGUCAAUGGGAAGAAAUUGGGCCGUGACCAGCAAGCUAGUGCAAAAUUAUCAACGUUUAAGAAGACGGAUUAGGUAUUCCAUUCAAUCUUCAUAAAAGGGAAUCGCGAAGAUUUCCAUUCCACUUUUUGUUUGUGUCAAAUAAGCAAUCUCCACUUCUAAUGCGAAUUUAUCUUUUAUCUUUAUACAUGAUAUUCAAUCAUGUCGAGGUUCUUUAUGUAAGAAAUGCGUCCAUACAUUGAAACAUCUAUUCAUAAAUUACCAUAUUACCACAUCGCUUGCAAGUAACCCGUCACUGUUUCAAUGUAAGUCCUUGACAUAAAUUUUGUCGAGAUUAUCAACAAGAUUUUUUCUUAUCCAAACGCCAUGGGCAUACCGAAUUAUUUUCACCUCAAAAAUGUAUUUGCAAUCUCACUUGCAUUUUUGUGUCGUACAUAUUAUGCAUCGCUUCAUAGAGACUCACGUGGUAAUAGUAUACGUUUUUUUUUUACCAUUAUCACAUUUAGCAUGUGGAUUUUCUGUUACACAAUGAUUGCCGAUAUUUGGAAACAGGUAUUCUUAUAACGGAACUGCCUACAGCAUUAUAGUCUAAUUUCUAUCGACUCAGACAAUCUGAUCAUGCUAUUCAAGUCGGGUUCUAACUACUCGGCUUUUUUUGAAAUAUCAAGCCUGUUCCAUUAUACCCAAGAAUAAAAUUAAUCUUGAGAAAAAUUGAACGGGGUUAAGAACAAGGCAGAAGAAAUUCAGUUCACUUUUAAUUAUUUCCACAGGAGAAAUAUUAAAAUUUCAUUCGUACGUAAAUUUGAUGUACGAUUGGUUGCAUCACAGAGUGACUAAUAUACCGCUGGCGGCAGCCUAUUGCCAUAAUAUUAUACGAUAGAUGAAAGCAUUGAUUUGUUAAUAGAAGUGAAAUGUUUAUUUUAACCGUAAUGCUUGGUUACUAAUUAAUACUCAAUUAGUGUAUAACAUUGUUUUCACUCUUUUUCACCUAAUAACAUCACAUAAUUGUUCUUUUUUAUACUCACCGUGUUCCGAUUGCGAAAUAUAUUCCGUCGUGUCACCUAUGUACGCAUCGUUUUAGGUCUUACACUAAAUCGAACGAAUCAUACCGUAGUGGAAGGAAUUUGCGGCGCACAUCGAUUGUGCUUGCAUAUAUGUAGCACGCAUACGUUAUACGUACUGUAACUAUCAUUGUUAAUUUUUGACAAUAACGAUGUUGAUGGGUCCUUGGCAUAGAUAUGACUGAUUAAUUCUUACGACGCCGAAAAAUCACAAUAUUAUUGUUAGGCCUGUAGUGAAAAUUUAUACCGCUGCCUAUUGUAAUAUUAUUACCACUCAAUUUGAAAAGCCGAGAAGUGUAAAUAUUUAGUAUAAUUCCAACCCAAAUAGAAAUUUUCCCAAUUGUUCCGGGUGUCACGAAUUCGUAUAGUGAGAAUAUUAUAGUUAUAUAGAGCACCUGAAAAUAUAUGAAUUAAAAAAAGAAAAUAUUAUACAAAUUUUGCCUAAAUGAAUGAAAAUGAUAUUUGAAGAAUCCACGUUUUUUUAUCGAGCUAAAUUUCAAAACAAAUACCUCUUGCCAGGCGUUCAAAUAAAAUUUCCUAGAUAAAAAUCCUCCAAAAAAUCUAUACACUCGAGUUGCGCGUGUGCCAAAUAUUUUGUCCAGCUGUCUUAUUGAACCUCAGUGUAAACUCUGAAUAUUGGUAAUUGCGUCAGGUUACCAUUAAAUGGUUUAAAUUUGUCUACUCACAACUGAGCUUAACUUCACACUGUGAAAGAGAAAUUUAAUAGAAACAAAUAAUGGCAACGGCAAUAUCAUGAUUUAACAAAUCCUGACCAAUGAUCAAAAUAGUUAUUUAACGAAGUAGAAUCAUAAUUCAAAUAAUGCAGUGAGGUCCUCGUUAAGUGGUAACAGGCCGAAGACUGUGAGUUUAUUGGUACAACAAGACUAAUAAGAGACACGAAUGGUAUAUAUUCCAUAUCGACCGACACGAAUCACUUGAAGAAUCAACAGGAAGGAAUUCUAUCCGAAAAGUGUGGAAAUCGUUACAAGUGCAGCUAAUUUUUGACUUGAUUCUUGAUUUGCGGAUUGUAUCGAUGGUUCUGCAGACCAAUCGUGGGCUGCAACCAGCAACAAGAUAGAAUUACGGGCGUUUACAAUUUGAAACGAUCGUGUGCCUCCUUCGUACCAUUGGUACGAAUAUUGUUCGCUUAUCAAUAUUUAAUAACGAUGUCUCUCUUAUUAAGCUUGUUCUCAGCACUUGACUGCUCAUAUGCAAUGUAAGUAAACAGAUCACGAUUCGGCUUUAUUCAAUUGCUAAUUUUACCAAUGAUCAGCAUUUGUUAAUCGUCAAUAUUACCGUCACAUCGUUUCUUACACGUUGCGUCAAUAUACUCUAUUCCGAGAUCGAAUUUUAUUACAAAGUCUUUUGGAAAAAUUCGAAAGACUUUUUAAUGGGCAAGCUGGCUUGACGAAUCAACGUUCGCUUACGGACGUACAGUUUCAUGAAACUGUCACGAUCACAGUAGACUGAUUUCAAUUUUUAUUAAUGCCUCUUCUUUUUGUAAU